Anguilla anguilla (European eel) is the source of this 2229-nucleotide messenger RNA. Its product is annotated as MKRN2 opposite strand protein. The record is from RefSeq and is a predicted model, not a curated record. The transcript has 4 exons. The coding region runs from base 1184 to 1861 and encodes 225 amino acids. NCBI's taxonomy places the organism in Eukaryota, Metazoa, Chordata, Actinopteri, Anguilliformes, Anguillidae.
GAAUAUUCUAUAAUUAUUUUUAAAUAGUUAAUUGGAUCCCUGGAAAUAAUGGAAGUAUAUUAGUGUACAGGUAGCUAGUUUACAUAUUAAUUUGUGGGGAGGGCAAGUUUUGCAGGCCCAUUAGCAGUGUUUUAAGAAGCUGAUCAGUAACAGGAAGCUUAUUCUGUUUCAGCUCUAGUGAUCUCUCUAGUGAUCACCUAAUGGCCUACCUCUGCCUUUGAACAAAGACACUGUAUUGUCGCAGAUUCUGAGCUGCUCAUCUUGUGACUGACACCUAAUUGACACUAUAGCUGGGUGACAUUGUCUUGUUGCAUUUGAGGAAUUAAGCUGUGGAACAAUUACGAGCCCACAAAUAAUUAAUAAGAAACCUAAUCUCUGUAUUUUGAGAAUACCCAGUAAAAACAAAAUAAAAAACAAUAUUAUGUUUACCACGUUGGGCAUGCAUUCAAAUGAAAAUGUACCACUUUUCAUCCAAAAUAUUUGUACUCAUUGGAGGAACAGUUCGAAGUAUUUUUAAAAGCAUUUUAAAAUGGUUUUGGACAUUUAAAAAAUUACACUUGCAUAAUGGUAUAUAUUUACAUGAGAAUAAUCCAAUCUUGCAACAAACAAGGCCCUGUACUGCGCAGAAUGCGCUCAGAGAAAGCUUCCCCCUGCUGUACCCUUGUGCUACACGUCUGUCUGUGACUUUUUCCAUCCCCUCUUUUCUGUUAUUUCAUUCCACAUGAUUACUUGUUUGUCGAAUCUGGAACAGCUAGCACUGUAAGAUAAAUGUACAGAAAUUAUCCCUUUUGUUUUUGUCAGAUCUGGAACAGAUACUGCUAAAUGGUGAUUAAACCAAACAGCCCAAUAAAAACAUAUAUGUUUACAUUACCCAGUUAAAUAGAAAAAAAAUUCCCUUCAACUUUAAAAAAAGAAAAUGUGUUCUCUUUUAUGCACACACAUUACCAAGCUGUACUUUUUAAAGACAGAAAAAAGGGCGGAUCAGUUGACAAACACACAAGGGGGUUGGGGUUAGGUGCAACCCGAUACACCACUGAUGCAGGGCUACAAGUUACCGGCCAUUCUCUGUGGUAAACGUCACAGCCCAGCGGCAUAAACUUCAGUCACAGCCCCAAGCCGGCAUGGUAACCAGCCUCUUGUCAACAUUCAGAGGGUAUCAGCGGAACUUCCAUGUUCGCUUCUCAUGGAUAAAAGCGUGAUCAAAUUCAGCCACUGUAACAAAGACAUUUAUUGCUUCUUUGUGCCGGAGGAAUGCCCAGAAUGUGGAGUCAGCUUCAGUGGCCGGAGACUUGAGGAUGCUCCCAUCAGUAUCCCUAAUCCAUUCUCCAAUGGGCAUAAGGCCCCUUGCUCGUUCCUGGUAGCCCCCUCUGAGCACACCUUUCUCAGGGACUUCAAUGGGGAAUCUGACCUACAUACUGGGAUCACUGACACUAAAGCAUUAUUGCACCCAGGUGUGGUCUACAACUACACAAAGACAGGGGUGCAAAAGGACACCCUGGGAUGGGAGAAGUGCAUAAGCGUGCCUCUGGUUCAGCCAGACAUGUACAGCCUCAUUGAUCAAUGGGACCAGUACCUGGAGAAGUUCUCCUCAGCACAGACUUGGGACCCACAAUGCCAGAGAUUCGAUGAGGAGAAACACAACUGCUAUAACUACACCCUGGCCUUUAUAAACUGCGUACUGGCCACACAGGACAAAAGGGCACUCAGCAAGGAUGAGUUCACACAGAACUUUGUUGUUCCCCGGAUCAAGAGAGCUUCCAAGUACAGAAUGCUGUGCGAGGAGAUCUCCAGAAACUACUUCUACAUUGUGGACAGUCCUCCAAAAGAACCAGAAGAUGGAAACUCUGAGAGAUCAUUUUGACUACCCUGUGACACACUGUUCUCAAACUUGAGGGUGCUGUGUUAUUUGUUUCUUUAUUCCUGAUAUUUACCAAUGAUGAGACGCAACAAGUAUGCUUGAUUGGUACAUUGAAUUUUUGCUACUAUGGAUAAGACCUCGUAGUCAACCAGGGAAUUACAAUUUAUUUACUUGGAUCAGUAUUCAAAGCCUCCUUAAAUAGCAAACAAAUGAAACAAGCCAUGAUAAAUCAUAAAGAUCUUGCAUUAUUAAACAAUGUGUUGAAACAAAUUUUCUUCUCUGAGAGUGGAAGCAGACUUCUCCACAUCGACUCAUUCAAGACCUGAAUGUUGUGAACCUUGCCCCCAAAAAUACAUUUUUGACCAGAACGA